GUUUGCACUUCGCAGACUAUAGAUUUGUUGAUACAUACGAGUAUAAAAGUACAUUUUUACGGUUUCAACAGAGGAACAAUUGAAGAUGAAGGCAAGGUUUUUAGCAUUGAACCUCUUGAAAAUGUAAAGGUCACUGGUGCUCAUGUUAUUCGUGAAGUUGUGCCUGAUAAGGAUGAUCUUAACAAACGGAUGCUUGGAAUCCAUCCUUUCAAUAAUGAUUUUGUGGAAGUGGAGAAUGAUGAGAGUUAUGACACUGUUUCGGCGACGAUGGAUGAAGCGAAUGAUGAGGUUUUACUGAAAGAGCAAAUAGUUCCAGAUAUUGAUCCUGUUUAUGCCAAGUAUCCUGCUACGAACAAGACACGCUAUUGCGAGAUGCUAUUGGUCAUUGAUAAUGCCAUUUAUGUUAGGAACAACAGAAGCAAAGAAAUGGUGCUUUUAAGAAUGCUAAAGAUGAUGCAAACAGCUGAUAGUGUGUUUGCAGCUAUCAAUGUUCGCCUUGUUUUGGUAGGCAUAGAAAUAUGGACUGACAAAAAUAAGAUCCCCUACGUUGAAACCGGUGGUGGGCAGUUAAGUGUAUUUACGAAGUAUAUCAACACGAACCUGACUGACCUGGUCAGGUAUGAUGCUGCACAUUAUAUGAGGUAGGUGAUGGAUCUUUCCAAUUUAUCAUUCCUUGUAAUUGUCACUUUUCACCAGAAACAUCUAAACCGGGGGCACUAAGGACACAAUCGAUACUGUCAUAAAGUGAACCU
Molecule: messenger RNA, 752 nt
Organism: Rhopilema esculentum
Lineage: Eukaryota; Metazoa; Cnidaria; Scyphozoa; Rhizostomeae; Rhizostomatidae
Source: RefSeq, a predicted model, not a curated record